Porites evermanni is the source of this 2380-nucleotide messenger RNA. Lineage: Eukaryota; Metazoa; Cnidaria; Anthozoa; Scleractinia; Poritidae. The record is from the annotation of a GenBank genome assembly.
GGACCUUCAAGUCGGCACAUGAGCUUUAAAAAGCAAAGGAAAUGUUCCAGGCUGGAGCAUCAUGAAGGAGAUCAUCCGCUUGGUAACAGUGAUGAAAAGCCUCCCAUGGAAAAUGGUGACAUUGUUCUAACAAACAUGGUGAGUGUGACGAUAUUGCAUUGUUUUAGCAUCCAUCUAGAUUUUAGCAUUUACACGUGCAAACUCAGGCUUACUUUGUAACAGUUUAGUGUCAUGGCCGCUCAUGAGCUCACUAUGUUCUUAUUUUUAUUCAAGUUGAUGUUUAAGAAUGUGAGCGAAUUCUUUACAUGGCAUCAGAAGUUGGAUACAAAAAGUGUAGAAGUGUAGAAUACAAAUCAAAUGUUGAUUUAAUUGGAGGAUAUAAUUAUUAAUAAUAAAUUUAAUAAUAUACUGAUCCACCAACCAUGAUCAAGGUUCAUGGUACACCAAUCACUAACAACCACGAUGAACAAAAUCAUAGUCCCACUCAGUAAAUCAACACUGUUGGUUGAUGAAACCCUGUACUUGAUCAAAAUGUCACGAGCAAUGUCUAAGUGACUAUUAUAAGACAAACAAUAAGUAAAAACCCUUUAUAAUAAAAGUAAUCAUAAAGGAUAUACCUCUGUACUUCAGAAAUAACACUUUUAUAAGGUGUUGUAUAUUAUCUUUUUUACAUGUAUAUGUGGUGUCAUACUCCAGUGCUUCUGGUGAAAAUUAAGGAUCAUUAAAAAAGUCAAAUUGCCAAUUUGUUUUAAACUUUGGUUCCAGUACCACAGGGCAAUCAGAAAAAUAUUUAUCUUUCAGCUGAAGGGAUUAAUAAUAUUGUUAUGAUUUUUUUUGGUCAAUAAUCUGGUCCAUAAUCUUGAAAUUUAUGAUCCUGAAUUAAAUAUAAAGAAGUCUGAUGCAGUGACAUAAGGAGUCUGACAUUCUAAAUUGACUGAAUGUUUUGACUUAAUAAAGUACAUGUUUAAAAGCAAUUUUAAAUUUAAAAUUUCUGUAAUAUCCAGCUUGAUAUUAGAAUAAUUUAUGUACCAUUAAAAAAAAUUUAUAGCUAAAGUUCUGUCCAUGUUUUUUUAAAUGUUACAGUUAUAUGCAAUGAUAUUAAUCAAUGACGUAAAAUUGGUAAUUUAAGUUAAUGUUAUAACGUUGGUCUUCUGUCACAAAAGGAUGGUUCCGUAAAGAAUUUUAGUAGCAGCAGCAUUACAAGUCCUUCUUGUACAUUACAUUCCCACUGUGUUUAUGAACAUGUAUCUGGUACAGAUACUGAUGAUGGUGAAUAUGAGGUAAUUAAUGUUAAGAACAAUAAUACUGAUAUUAAUUUGAAUGUCAUUAUUAAAAAGGUGGCAUAAACGUGUAACUGGUAUUUAAGCAUCAAUAAACUGAAAUAAUCAAAGAUCAACAGAAGUAACUUAUAAACAUCAAUUUUCUUCGAGUCAUUCAUGUUUUAUUGGCCAGUUGCUUAUCAGUUCUGAACAAUUAAUUCUCCCAUGUCUGUGUGAAAGAUUACAAUGUAGUCUAUCUGUGAUAUUCAAAUGAAUAAUUUCAGUGAACCAUUAAUUUCCUUUAGUUUCUGCAAUACUAGAUGUAACACUAAAUUGUAGUAAACGAGCAAAUUGUCAGUAAUUAUUUGAAAUUCAGAAACACCAACAAAGAAUGAUUAAAAAGCAUAUCUGUGCAGGAAACAGACAUUGUUAAUGACUUUGAAACAUAUGUAUCAUGUGAAUUUAUGUAACGAUGAGCCACUUGAACAGCAGAUUCUCAUAAUUUUUUUUUUGUUUAAGUAACUUUUUCAUUCCAUAAUUUGCAACCCACUACUAAUACACCAGACAGACCUGGAGCACCAAGGGACAUGUUGUAGUUUUUUAUACUUUUUGUUCUUUUUGCGUCUGUGUUACAAUAACCAGCCUCAUAUCUCUAGCUCCAUAUAUGAAAGAGCUCAAAGGUUUUUGGAGCUGGCAACAUUAUUCACAGCUGCAAAUCACAAAAAAGUGACCAGAACUGAAAGAGUCCUUUUUUUAUUUUCUUUGUUUUUAUUGAAAAUUUCUAAAAUCUGAACUGAGAGUUUGUAAUAUUCUAAGAAAGCAAAUUUCUUAAUCUUGAACAGGAUAUCAAAGAUGGUUUUGAAGAACCCAAAGACAGAGUUCCCCAAGGUCAUCAAAAUACAACAAAUAAUCGCAAGAAAAGCCUUCAACGCAGCUUAUCACGCCGCUCCGUUUUCAGGGAUGAAUUAGAAAAAGAAAAGCCAUCAUUCAAAACUAUUUCCACUGUGGCAUGGAUGAUAAUCAUUGGAGAUACUCUCCAUAACAUCAGUGAUGGAUUGGCCAUUGGUGCCGCUUUCGCAGAAGGUGGUAGCUCGGGUGUUUCUGGUGGAAUCAGUACUUCU